Molecule: messenger RNA, 2023 nt
Organism: Prosopis cineraria
Lineage: Eukaryota; Viridiplantae; Streptophyta; Magnoliopsida; Fabales; Fabaceae
Product: protein CANDIDATE G-PROTEIN COUPLED RECEPTOR 2-like
Exons: 6
Coding region: 245-1135 (296 amino acids)
Biological process (GO): G protein-coupled receptor signaling pathway
Cellular component (GO): plasma membrane
Molecular function (GO): G protein-coupled receptor activity
Source: RefSeq, a predicted model, not a curated record
GAAUCGAACACCAGCAAAGUCCCGUUUCAUUUCUGGAUCAGGAUCUCAACGAUAUGGCAUAAUCAACAAACCAGAAAUAAUAUACAACAAUCAACAGAUUGUGUUUUAAAUCUUAUUGUGUCGUAAUUUUUUUCCCCCGAGCCCCCUUUUCCCUAUUUCCGUUCAAUCGAAUUUGGAUUAGGGUUUCUAGUAUGAUUUCAAUCAAACUGAUUUCCUUGUAAUCUCUGGGCGAGUUUUUAGAAAAAUGUUUGCAGAGACCGUGAUAACGCUAGCCUCAAACUUUAAUUCACAAUCAGAUGCCUCCGACCCCAGAUUUUAUGAUUGGCUUCUGGUGUGUCAUGGCUUCUGGCACAAUGCGGCUUUGAUCACUGCCUCGCUUCUUUUUGCCUUUUACCUGGCAACCCAAUCCAAGAAGAGCUUCUUGAGGUUUUCACAUGGUCGCUCUAAAAUUAUAAUAUCAUACUAUGGAUGCCUUUGGCUUGUUAGCAUCCUCAAUCUGUUUUGGUGUCUUUUCCAGGCAUGGGAGUGCACUCCUGGGAAAGAAUUGGCUUGGAACCUACUAUCAUUGUUUACUACAUCUGGAAUGCUGUUUCUGGAAGUAAGCUUGUUGGCUUUUUUACUUCAGGGAAAUAUAGCAAGUGACCCGGAGGCAUUGACCUGGACUUUUGGUAUCUCUGGGGUUAUCGUUGGCUUGGAUAUAUCAUUGAAGGCUAUAUAUCUGUUUGGAUUUGGGAUCCCAUUAUUCAUCGACAGCAGUGAAAAUAGCCAUCAUGUGAAGUGGAACUUGUGGGUUGUCCACAAGCUGUUGCUCACUGCCGUUUAUGGCUUCAUAUUGUUUAUGUACCAUACCAGCUGGAGAGAAAGGUUGCCUGCCAGGCCUGCGUUUUACAAGUAUAUUACGACCAUGUUCAUCUUGAAUGCAAUUGCUCUCUUUUCUUGUGGCCUCAUGGGAAAUGGCGCUGCUUGUGGUUUCUGGCUCUAUAUUGCCACUGUUGUCUGUUACCAUGCUUUUUAUCUUCCUCUGCUGUAUAUAACAUUUCUGGCAGACUUUUUCCAGGAGGAAGAUAUGCAUUUUGAGAACGUGUAUUACUCUGAGAUGAAAGAUGCUGGUUUCUUCGGUGCUGAUUGGGAGUGAUGUGAUAUAGAGAAUGUUAUGAGCUUGAUAUCUAAUUGCCGGGCAUCUGGUUCACAAAAACUUGUAGAUAAAGGUAUCUGGUGUCUUGUAUCGCAUCAUCAUUUGGAAAAGAAUGUCGCUUGACAGGAUAACCCUGAGAAAACCGGAUAUCUUAAUUUUAACACAAAAUGCUGAAAAGCAAAUGAAAGAGCCCAGGGUAACAGAGUUUACAUACCCGUUCAUGUUCAAUACUUCAUCACAAGAAGCAAACGGUUACCAAUCAAUUGUCAAGGCUCUUGAUAGCGUAUAAAAGUCAGGAGAUGAGAAUUGAGGACCAUCCCAUAUGACAUAUCUGCAUUUUGUGAGGAAUAUUAAGUUGCAGAGGACCGUAUCAGGCGAAUCAGCUCCAAAAGCUGCAAAAUCGGACUCUACUGUAACAUUAGUAUCAUUUGGAAGGGCCAGAUGCUUCUGUACUGUUCAGCAAACCUCAUAUAUCGUCUCCGAUUUGGCAGCCUGCUCAAGACGUUCGGCAUAUGCAUGAAAGCAACACGACCCUAAACAAAACGAAGGAAAGAAUCCCUCACGCUUGAGAGGUAUCCAUUUAAGGAGAGGGAGAUAAAGUAUUCGGUUACUUGGUAAUUCUGAAGUUGACUGAUGCCACGAAGUAAUUAUUAUUGUGCGUAUCGUCUAUCUCACCUGUCUUCAUGUUUCCAGGAUUAAAACAUUCGAUAAGUAGACAUAUUAACGAAAUUUUGUAAAGGUCAGACGCCUUCUCUGCCUAUCAUCUGCACAAAACCAGGGCUUAUCGAGACAACGGCCAAAAUUUAAUUGGCUAGCAAAGAAAAGCUAAGAUGUGAACUAUCACCUUACGAGUUAUUAGUUAAAAAUACCAUUAUAUCUUUCACAUCA